This is a messenger RNA of Heterocephalus glaber (naked mole-rat), 1242 nucleotides long. Its product is annotated as PRAME family member 12. The record is from RefSeq and is a predicted model, not a curated record. Gene Ontology annotation, cellular component: cytoplasm. NCBI's taxonomy places the organism in Eukaryota, Metazoa, Chordata, Mammalia, Rodentia, Bathyergidae. Gene Ontology annotation, biological process: negative regulation of cell differentiation; negative regulation of DNA-templated transcription; positive regulation of cell population proliferation.
AACCUAUGGACCUUGCAAGCCCUACUGGAUGGAAUUGACAUUCAUUUGUCCCAGAAGGUUCACCACAGGUGGAGACUGCAGAUGUUGGAUUGGAGGGAUGUACACCGGGACUUCUGGACUGUAGGGCCCAGAGCCAUGAGUGCUGCCCACUCAGAAGAUGCCAGCAGUAAGGAAGCAGGAAAGCCUGGGUUGAGGAAGAAGAAGCCGACCUUGACAAUAUUUGUGCACCUUUGCUUUGAAGCCUGGAUUAGGUCUUGUGCCACCCGUGAUGAAUUACAACUCUGUCUCUUGAAGUGGGCCAGGAAGAGAAAAGCUUCAGUACACCUGAGCUGUGAGGUGAUGAUCAAGUCUGAUGCUGUCUUUACAAUCCUGAAGCUUCUUCGUGCUGUGCAACUGGACUCUAUCCAGAAGCUGUACGUGUCCAGUGACUGGGGUCGGGAAAGCAUGAAAGCAUUUGUUCCUCAGCUCAAGAAGAUGACGAACCUUCACACAUUUCACUUCAGUAGCCUGAGCCCAGAAGUAUAUACUUCAGCCUGGAAAAACAAGUGGCAUUCCCGCAUCUAUGCUUUUAACUUAGGACAGAUGCAAAGUCUCGGGGAGCUGCGUAUAGAUGACGUCUUCUUCCUGGAAGGACCUCUGCACAAAAUCUUGAGGAGCCAGACCCCCUUGGAGGCCCUCUCCUUGAGUUCAAGUCCACUGAAGGAAUCUGACCUAAAGCAUCUGGCCCAAUGUCCAAGCACAAGCAAGCUGAAGUCCCUGAGUCUUAAGAAGUUCUCAAUGAAGUCAUUCAACCUGGAGACCCUCCAGGCUCUGCUAAACAAACUGGCCAGCACCCUGGAGACCCUGGUCCUACAAAACUGUGACAUCACAGAUGCCCAGCUCCUUGCCAUCUUGCCUCCCCUGAGCUGCUGCUCCCAGUUCAAGACCUUCAGUUGCUAUGGGAACACCAUUUCCCCGGGCAUCCUUCAGGUCCUGCUGCAUGAGUGUACCGCACUGAGCCAGUUAACCAAGGGGCUGUAUCCUGCCCCACUGGAGAGCUAUGAGUCCAAGAUUCCUACAAAGUUUGUGCACCCUGAGAAAUUUCACCAGGUCUGUGCUAAAUUGGCACUGGUACUGAUGGACAUAAGGCCAUCCCUUCUGGUCCAGAUCUGUACCUACUCCUGUGAUUGGUGCAUGUUGUGCCAACUGUAUACGCUGGAGCCCAGUGGUAACUGGGAAACCACAGAAGAGUAUCACUAUUGA